This is a messenger RNA of Plenodomus lingam JN3, 1866 nucleotides long. RefSeq names its product ABC transporter ATP-binding protein arb1 (gene ARB1). The record is from RefSeq and is a predicted model, not a curated record. Gene Ontology annotation, molecular function: ATP binding; ATP hydrolysis activity. Lineage: Eukaryota; Fungi; Ascomycota; Dothideomycetes; Pleosporales; Leptosphaeriaceae.
AUGGUCUCCGCAUCCAAAGCCGCCCGUGAGGCCAAGCGCGCCGCAGACCCCAACGCAAAGCCCAAGAAGUCGGCCGCGUCGAAGCUAUCGUCAAAGGCCAACUCGAAGAACGCCUCUACUGCCUCGUCGGUGAAUGGUGACGCUGCCGAGGAUCUCGAACUGAACGAGGAAGUCAAGAAUCUCACUCUCCAAAAAGAUAAGCACGGUCUGUCGGAUCGUGUGACGACGGGUGUGCUCGCCUCGCUACCGCAGUCUCGCGAUGUCAAGAUCAUUUCCGCAUCGCUGGUCUUCCACGGCAAGGUCCUCUUCAACGAUGCUACCAUCGAAGUCAACUAUGGCCGCCGAUAUGGUCUGUUGGGUGAGAACGGUUGCGGAAAGACGACCCUGCUCAAGGCCAUCGACGCGCGCGAGUUCCCCUUCCCCGACCACAUCGACAUCUACCUGCUGAACCAGGGUGCUCCCAAGACUGAGUUGGGUGCCUUGGAGUGGGUGGUCCGUGAGGCCGAGAAUGAACUGGCCCGCCUGGAGAAGCUCGCUGAGACGAUUCUCGAGAACGACGGGCCUGAGAGUCCGCUCCUCGAUGACAUUUACGAGCGUCAAGAAAGCAUGGAUCCAUCCACCUUCCACACUCGCGCCUCGCUCAUUCUCACUGGUCUCGGUUUCAACAAGGUCACCAUCCACAAGAAGACCAAGGACAUGUCCGGAGGAUGGCGCAUGCGUGUCGCCCUCGCAAAGGCCCUCUUCGUCAAGCCUGCGCUGCUGUUGCUCGAUGACCCAACCGCCCAUUUGGAUCUCGAGGCCUGUGUGUGGCUCGAGGAGUAUAUGAAGAAGUGGGAUCGCACUCUCAUCCUCGUCUCUCACUCCAUGGACUUUCUCAACGGUGUUUGCACAAACAUGAUCGACAUGCGUCAAAAGAAGCUCCUCUACUACGGAGGUAACUACGACACAUACCACAAGACUCGUAACGAGCAGGAAGUCAACCAGACCAAGGCCUAUGAGAAGCAGCAAGAGGAAAUUAAGCACAUCAAGAAAUUCAUUGCUUCCGCCGGUACCUACGCCAACUUGGUCAGGCAGGCCAAGUCUCGUCAGAAGAUCCUCGACAAGAUGGAGGCUGAUGGUCUCAUCGAGCCUGUUGCCCAAGACCGCAUCUUCACUUUCCGCUUCGCUGAUGUCGAGAAGCUACCCCCUCCAGUACUGUCACUCGACAAUGUUACCUUCUCUUAUUCUGGUAAACCCGAGGACAAUCUAUAUGAGAACCUCGACUUUGGUGUCGACAUGGACUCGAGGACUGCGCUCGUCGGACCCAAUGGUGUCGGCAAGUCAACUCUCCUUAACAUCUUCACUGGCAAGCUCAGCCCUACAUCUGGCGUUGUCUCGCGCCACACCCACUUGAAGCUCGGUGUAUACAGUCAACACUCGGCUGAACAGCUCGAUCUUACCAAGUCGGCGCUGGACUUUGUCCGGGACAAGUUCCACCACAUCAGCCAAGAUCUCCAGUACUGGCGCCAACAACUCGGUCGCUACGGUAUGACUGGUGAGGCGCAAACAUCCAAGAUGGCCACCCUUUCGGACGGUCAGAAGUCUCGUAUUGUCUUCGCCUUGUUGGCUAUCGAGGGACCAAACAUGUUGCUUCUUGACGAGCCUACCAACGGUCUCGAUAUUCCCACCAUUGACAGUUUGGCGGAUGCCAUCAAUGCUUUCAGCGGAGGUGUCGUCGUCGUGUCCCACGACUUCAGAUUGCUCGACAAGAUCGCAAAAGACAUCAUGGUGUGCGAGCACAAGACGGUCCGUCGGUGGGAUGGCAGCAUCGCCGAGUACAAGAACCAUCUCCGUAAGAAGAUGUCGUCAACUGGUGUUCUUGCUUAG